Molecule: messenger RNA, 3257 nt
Organism: Seminavis robusta
Lineage: Eukaryota; Bacillariophyta; Bacillariophyceae; Naviculales; Naviculaceae
Source: the annotation of a GenBank genome assembly
CACAUUUUUCUGGGUUUUUAUGCCCGCCCCCGGUAAAGCCAGUAGCGGCGAUGGCCAACACAUUUCGCAACUUGUCUUGAAGUACCAUCCUACUGGCAGUGUGUGGUAGUCCUCGAAGCGUACAAAGGUGAAACGGUGGCGCAGAGCGCUCCAGCAAUGGCUAGCAAUAGUUCACUCCCAGCGCUGAAACAAAACGAAGUAGACUCGUCGCUACGGUAUAUCGAUUGACAUUCCUGUCAUUCUUUCAUCAUGGGACAACAAAUUUCCGCCGAGAUUGGCACAGGAUUUGGUGCGGAUUUCUGUGCCAAUCUUGACGAUAUCAUGGAAACCAAAACCGAUGAAGAAAACGGUGGUACAGAGAUUAUAGCCACAGGUCCAUUGCGCCCUGCAACCAAGCCAGAACCUACGUGUCAAGAAAAGGAACAACCGCUUCGUCCAUUUAAACGGAUACUGUGGAUUGUAAUCCUUAUAGUCUUGAUAUUUGCAACGCUGGCUGCAACAGUUUCAUUGGUUUACCUGAAGCUUAUGAAAGAUGAUGCAGAUCAGGGAGCUGAUCUAAGCUAUGGGGAAACUCCCAUCAGACCAACGACAGAGGAAACUGGAGUUUUGCCAACUUCACAGUCGGAUUCACUGGGGGGAGGCUCAGUUGAUCAGAACCUUGUUGUAAAUGAAACCAGGACUCGAAACAACACAAUGUUUCAAACUGAAACAGACAGCGGAAGUGAAAGUGAAGCUGAAGAUGAAAGUGUUCCAACCUCCGCAGCGAUCUUCUUCCACAAUCUACCCUUUGACCGCGUAGAGUUGCCUCCCUUCGACUCUGGUGUUCUACAAGGAUACGCUAAUGAGACAGACUUUGAGCAAGAUCUAGCCGAAGCUGCGAAGUUUCUUAUCAAUAGGGUUGCCUUGAGGAAUCUGGGUGCCGCCGAGGCAGCGGGAAGUGUUGAUACUGGUGGAGGUGGUGGUUGGGGUGCAAACUCCAUGCUGAUGAAUGAUAGCAAUGAAUACAGUUGGCGUGGUGCAACAACUCAUAGCGAAGAACCACAAGGGUUCUUUGAUGUAACAGAUUACGAGACGAAUAAUCAAGAGAAUGGAAUCAAUGAAGCCGAUGCUGUGAAAGCCGACGACGAAUAUGUCUAUGCUGCUUAUGGAAACUACGUUGUGGUAUGGGACAAGGACGGAAAUCAAGUAACACAAGUGAAGAUUUCUGCUUCAGAAAGCGAAGAGGACGACAUGGAAAGUUCAGAUGGCAGCGCAGGUGGAAGCAUUUUUGCACGUUCUUACGUUGCAAGCCUCGCUUCGGGUCGAAAGCCGCAUGUUGAGUCUCUUUUGCUUGCAGGACACAACUUGGUGGUCAUCGUAUCAAGUUACAGAAGUGGCAACAGCUCAGAAGGAAAUCCCCUGCUUCAGAAUUAUCUUCAGACCCAAGUGCAUACCUACAGUACACAUCUGAAUGGCACUCUUUUUCAUCUUGGUGCCACGGAAAUCAACGGGCGGUUCUUGGACGCCAGAGCGGUGGGAAGCGUUGUUCAUAUUGCUACAAGCAGUAGCAUCGACACCUAUACGUCCCUUGUUGCACCGUUUGAUCGUGUGAAGAACUAUCCAACUUUGAGCAACGAGGAGUACAUUGCGCAGGUUCGAAGACAAGCAUCAGAAUUCGUUAUUCCUCAAUUUAUCCAAAGGAUGAAGAGCGAGCUGAAAGGAGAAGUGGGAAAGCUUCCAAAUCUGCUUCGAAUAAACCAAUGGCAGCCCCCGGCAGCUCUCGAUGGUUCUUUGGUUGACGAAAGCUUUGCUAAAGUGUUUGCGCAUGUAUUUGCAGGAGGUGUGAUCAACAGUGUUGCACUGAUCACAUCCUUCGACGCAUCGGCAGUGAAAGUGGAUGCAUCUACCAUGAGUGGCGAACUCAUAACGACCACUUCCGCCUUUCUGAGUCCUUCGCAACGAGCACACUUGUACGCGACAUCGACGAAGCUUGUACUAGCGACACGUACUGGGAGCUGGAAUGCCCCGCAAAAAGCAAUGGAAGAGGUAACGCACUUGGUCGUUCUGGAUACUAUCGGUACGGACGAGUCCAGCGAAGAAUCCGUGUCGACCAACUUUGUUGCGACGGGAACAGUCCGAGGAUAUCUCCUGAAUCCCUACUCUUUGGACAUUGUGGGGGGCAGGCUUCGGACGGCCACGACAAUCUCAAGACGCUGGCGUCUACAUGGAAGGCCACAGCUGUCCAGCAACAUUGUAGCUGUCGGAAACUCGCAUGGCAUUGAUGUGUCCGAUCGGUCUGCAGGACAGGAGGAAGAAAGCGUCGCAGAGACCCCUGCCACCGAUAACUUCAUCACUGUAUUGGACCUCGACAACGACUUGCAGGAGCUUGGCUCUGUCGCACUUGGCGAAGCGGGCGAAGUCAUCUCGGCAGUCCGCUUCUUUGAUGACGUUGCGUAUUGUGUCACUUUCGAACAAACAGACCCCUUCUAUGUGGUUGACAUGGAUAACGUGGAGAUAUUGGGUUCAUUCAAGCUGAAUGGUUUCUCAAACUACCUACAUCCACUAAAUGAUGACAACACACUUCUCGUGGGGAUAGGCCAGAAUGUCUCUGAAGAUGGAAUGCCUUCGGGCUUUAUGGUUACUGUAUUCAACGUCACGGAUGCUACUAACCCAGAGGCCCUCGUAAGCUACUCUGUGGAUGAUAGCCCACCGGAUAGCAGUGCGGCAAUCCAAAGCACAGCCCAAUGGGACUACAAGUCCUUUCGCUAUGUGGACGGAAAGUUGAUUGUGCCACUUGACGUGGUCGCCUACUCAACCGAGGGAUCGACUGCCGAUUCCAUCCGUCAAACAAUCUUGGGGAGAUUUGAAGGCUUUGUUGUUUUCAACGUUAGCCCAGAAACCAUCGAGGAACAUGUACGAAUAUCUCACAACACGCUUUCUUGUCACUAUUGUGGAUACUUGACUCCUCGAAGCUUUGUGUACGAUGGAAAUGUUAUGACUGUGGAGGGACAAAUUGUGUCUAGUACCAACCUUGAAACCAAGGCAGAACAAUGGGCCUUUCAUGUACAAAUAGAAGGUGAAGAUCCACGCUGCUGUUAUUGAAAGAAGAGGAGAGGCGCAGCUAUAUCGAGGCCUGCCGCAUUGUAAACUAGCUACUCCUGCAUAUUCUUCACUGAUCAGCUAUGUGAACCAUUUUAGAGCCCUGGUUUCGGUAUCAGUCACUGAUCAGCUAGCUAGCUAGCUACCGAUACGGUAGUUGAACAAUUAGCACCCCUACC